Molecule: messenger RNA, 1188 nt
Organism: Penicillium coprophilum
Lineage: Eukaryota; Fungi; Ascomycota; Eurotiomycetes; Eurotiales; Aspergillaceae
Product: alpha/beta hydrolase family protein
Exons: 1
Coding region: 1-1188 (395 amino acids)
Source: RefSeq, a predicted model, not a curated record
AUGCUUCGCCUGAGUUCAGAUGAAUCCUUCCACUUCGAACUCCUCCGGCUUCUCGCCCACUCCAGCUAUGGUGGCGCUGACGUAGGCGAGGUCCUUGCCAUGAGUUCUGAAAUAACUCCCGGCGACUUUGAAUCCUUUUCCGCCGUCUUCAACAGGAGAGCAGAUCGUAUCUUUGAACAGACGAAGAGCAUGACAAAUGAUAUUUCUAUCCGGGACGCCAUGUUCCGAGCAUCUACCUACUAUCGUGCUGCUGAUUUCUACAUCCACGGCAACUGGGAUGAUCCCCGCAUCAUUCCAUUGUGGGAUAAACAGACUCUCUGUUUCGACGAGGCUAUGGCCCGACUUCCAGUACCAGGUUAUCGCAAGGAGCUCCCAGGUCCGGAAUGCAACAUUCCCAUCAUAUUCUUCCCUGCCAGCAAGGACAGUGAGAAGCGGCCGACUCUCAUCCUCGGUAACGGAUAUGACGGAUCCAUGGAAGAAAUGUAUCACCUACAUGGUGCCGCUAUUCUUGAGCGUGGCUGGAAUGUGGUCUGCUACGAUGGGCCAGGACAGAUUUGCACCCGUCGCUAUCAGGGCAUCGGAUUUACUCAUGAGUGGGAGAAAGUUCUUUCGCCUGUUGUGGACUUCCUCGAAACCAUUCCCACUGUUGAUAUAACCAAGACUGGGGUGAUAGGGUUUUCUAUGUGCGGUCUAUUGGCGGCACGCGCUGCAGCUUUUGAGAAGCGCAUCGCUGUAGUUUUUAGCAUUGACGGACUGUACAAUUUCGUUGAUACCCCUGUUUUCGACCCUUCCCGUGGUUUUGCAGCUUUAAGUCAUCUGAAAGACUUUGAAUCUACCGCUGCUAUGUUUAACAAUUUGAGCAUUCCGACUACUGCUCGGUGGGCUUUGUCUCAUGGUCUCUGGGCUUUCAAUGUUAAAACCCCAGCUGAAUACCUCGAGAAAGCAAAGAAAAUUUCGUUGGUUGGAAUAACGGACAAAAUUGAAUGCCCGGUCUUUGUUGCUUGUGCUGCAGACGAUCACUUUUUCAAGGGACAGCCCGAGGCAAUGAAGGAUGCUCUCGGGGACAGGGCACAUUAUCAUGUUUUCACAGGCAAAGACGCUGCGGGAGAACAUUGCCAUGUUGGUGCUGCGAGGCAUUGCAAUCAAGUAUUACUCGACUGGUUUGAGGCGAAGAUUGUCAAAGCUUAG